UCAUCAGUCCAUCAGUGUCAUCAUUAGCAUUUCAAACUCGCUUCGACGGCGGAGCUCCAAACUGUGAGUCCAGAGAAGAAGAAGGGCGUGUCUGCCUGGCGUCCACACACACACACACCAAGACAGAACACCAUCCAUUAUAGGCCUAGUGAGCGUCUACUGGGGAAGGUGCAGCCACAGGGAGCGAGGGGGGGCUAACAAGACCUACCCAAUUGGACUGGCCCACCCACCCUGGUCAUCAUGGAGGCAGAGGUCAGCCAGCUCCGUCAGCAACUGGCGGAGGCGGAGCACAACACCGUCCUGGCAGCAACAUUUGGCAAGCAGCUCCUUGAGGAGAAGGACAAACUUGAGGAAAAGUUGGAGGCACUAGAGCAGGAGAAGCACUGCCUCUCCCUGAAGCUGGAAGCCAGUGUGAAGAUGGAGCAGUCACUGGUGGCUGAGGUGGAGCAGCUGAGGGAGCAACAGAGCUGCCAACUAGAGGUCUUGACAAGGACAACCCAGGCAGCUCAGACCCAAAAGCUGGAGAAACAUUUCAAGAAGAUAUUAGACCUGGAGUCCAUUGUAGGGAGUCAGCGUCUGGAGCUAGCAGAGAGCCACAAGAAGGCAGAGCUGCUGGAGGCUCAAGUGAAGGAGGCUCAGGAGAGACUUGAGAGUUUCAACAACCUCGACCAGUCUGUUGAUGAUUCCACUAGCAUUCUUCAGGCCCAGGUGACUACCCUUACUCAGGAGAAGCAGGAGCUGGAGAUGCUGGCUUCCUCCCUCAGGAACAAGCUUAACUCAGACAAGUACCGCCUGGAGCAGGCUGAGAGGAAGGUGAUGGACUUGGAGACAGCACUGGAAGAGAAGGAAUGCCAGUUCACCUCAUACUACAAUGCCCUAGAGAAAAACAAGGAGGAGAUGAUGGAACUGAAGAUGGAGAUCGAGAGCCUGAAGCUGGCAGAGACAGACCCAGGGAGGAAGGGCAACUCCCUGUUUGCUGAGGUGGAGGACCAGCGACAGGCCAUGGAGAGGCAGCUGGUCAACUACAAGACAAAUUAUAAUAUCCUCAAGAAGCAACAUGACUUCAAGGUGCAGCAAGUGGCCAAGCUCAAGCUUCAAGUGGCAUCACUGCUUAGUCUGAGCAACAACCGUGCUAGCUGGGAGUAUGUGAGUCACUUAGAAGAAUCACUGGCCUCAGCCCGGUCCCAGCUGGAGACUUUUACCAAGCGCUGCCAGGAGCUGGAGGAGGCACAGCAGACCAUGGCCAUUCCUGCAUGUGUGGAGGGUUCUGACGAAGUGGACCACAGUGCCAAUCAGCUCUUCAAGAAUCUGUACACCGAGAGCCAAAAGAAAAUCUCUGAUCUCAAGCAGUCCCUGCACCAGGCUGAGUUUGAUAAAGUGGUGCUUAGUGACCGCAUCCUUCAGUUGCAGCGGAAACUGAGACAGAUGGAGGCAGCACGUGAUGCUUCCCACGGCGAGGUGAUCAGACUGAGGGUCAAGCUGGAUGACCUCACCACCAAGAAAGGCACUGACUCUGCCAAAGAAAUGAAGCGAAGGGUUGAGAAGAUUCCUGGCUUUGAGGAGCAUCAAACGGCUUCCAGCACAGCUGAGACAGACAGCACAAUGUCAAGGGAGUCUGUGCCACUAAAGGAGAAGUUGAUAGACCCAACAACCAUGCAAGAAGUUGAGAAGCAGGCUGAGAAUACUGAAACAGAAGCCAGCUCAGAAGGGGAAAAGCAUGAGAAUGAAGAGAACUUGCCACCAGCCAAACUAGAGGUUAAGAAAAAGCCCAAGAAGACUGUACAGCUGACUGAGGUAGUGAUGGUACACGAGAUUGAUGGCCAGGUUCAAGAAACAAAAAUAAAACAGGAAGAUGGAGUGAAGAAGGUUGAAAGGAAGCAGAAGGUGCUAAAGAAGAUGGAGUGUCCAGUUACUAAAGUGAGCAAUAUCAACAGCGGUGAGGAAAGUGCAGAGUGCAAGACCCAGUAACCCUCAGGCAUGGACUUCACCAGGAUAAAAAAAAGUAUGCACCUUUAGUGACAUGAGUACUAAGCUGCUGUUAUAAGUAUUAAUGAUUACUACUUGUGUUGAAAGGCAGAUAAUUAACACCAUGGAACAGUGUCAGUUUGUACUACUAAUAUUCUAGAGGCUGGAAGGGGGUCUGUGUGCAUGAGAGAGGCAGAGAGUUACUCUUCAGAUUUGAUAAAUAUAGAGUCUUGGUUUGAAAAAAAGCUUGGGUAGACAUCUGGGAAGGUGGGCCUUCUCUUGUAAAAGCUAUUUGAAAAUUACAUGUUUGAAUGAAUUUUUUCUGCUAAAUUGCAUCUGACCAAAACUGAGCUUUCCCUGUA
This is a messenger RNA of Eriocheir sinensis (Chinese mitten crab), 2327 nucleotides long. RefSeq names its product protein Spindly-B-like. Lineage: Eukaryota; Metazoa; Arthropoda; Malacostraca; Decapoda; Varunidae. The coding region runs from base 241 to 1968 and encodes 575 amino acids. The transcript is spliced from 12 exons. The record is from RefSeq and is a predicted model, not a curated record.